AAGAUCUUUACUUAAAGCAAGUUCCCUCCAUUCGAGCUACAUAAGCAAUUCACCCCGCCAUAGUUCCACGACCAUCGAAUAUCAUCCUACGCUAACGAGGUCCAUUGAAUUGUCACGCGGGGGUAGAAAGUAGAGGACGAACUGGAAGUCAAACAACCUCAGACGACCUCAAACGACUUGUUGCGAACCGUGACCGCGAACACCAAACACCCAACACCAAACACGGAACUGCCCUUGCUUUAUUCUCGAGGCAGAGAGAUGAUGCGCCUGCCGAGUUGAACGAAUUCCUCAACGUCGCGUCGAGACCACGGCGGACCUCCGCGAUAUAUUAUCUAUUAUAUAGGAUAGGGUGCGAGCCAUCGUCCUUGACCUCGUAUUACGAAUACCAUGGCGGAUCUCGAAGCGUCGACGCCCAGCCUAAGCCUGGCGAACGACGUUCGGAACGAGGUCAAGAAGCCGAAGAAGAAAAAGGUUCUUCUCAUGGGCAAGAGCGGUUCCGGGAAGUCGAGUAUGAGAAGUAUAAUAUUUAGUAACUAUAUCGCGCGAGAUACUCGGCGUCUUGGUGCGACAAUCGAUGUCGACCUCUCACAUGUCAAAUUCCUAGGGAACUUGACAUUAAACCUCUGGGAUUGCGGCGGUCAAGAAGCUUUUAUGGAAAACUACUUAUCGCAGCAGCGUGUCCACGUCUUCUCCAAUGUCGGUGUUCUCAUAUACGUCUUUGACAUUGAGUCUCGAGAUGUGGAUCGUGACAUGGCUACCUACGUUUCUAUCAUCUCCGCCCUGACCCAGUUUUCGCCCACCGCGAAGGUCUACGUGCUGAUUCACAAGAUGGAUUUGAUUACCCCGCAUGCCCGGGAAGCCGUGUUCGUGGAUCGCGUACGACUGGUUAGGCAGAAGACCUCCGAAUACAUCCAAGGCAUCGGAUACACCGGCGAAUUGGACCUCAUACCCUUUGCGACCUCGAUAUGGGAUCAGUCGCUGUAUAAGGCAUGGGCAAGCAUCAUUCACGAUCUAGUACCUAAUCUGUCCGUCAUCGAGUCGCAACUCGGGUCUCUGGGGGUAUUAAUUGAAGCUGAAGAGCUGCUUUUAUUCGAGAGAACUAGUUUCCUUGUCGUCUCUAACUGGACAUCCGAAGAGGGUCAGAAUAAUCCGACAGGGGAUCGACAAGAGCGUAUUUCGAACAUUCUCAAGCAUUUCAAGCAGAGUAUAAGUCGCUUUACCGGCACUCCUCGUAAUGCCGAGCAAUUCACUUUGAUGGAGCAUAAGGCGGGGUCCAGAUUCUCCAUGUUCGCUUGCAAGUUCACCACCAACACUUACCUCAUGGUCAUUCUCCCACCUGGCGAGGCGAGAUUCAAUUCCGCCAAGUUGAAUUGUCAGAUAGCUAGGGAGAGCUUCAAAUUCCUAGACGGACCUGUCACUGUCUCCGGGCCAGGUCAAAAUUUCAAUUCCUAGUUCAGCGAGCUGAGUGAAGAAGUAAGAUGUUAUGAUUGAAUUGACGACUUCGAAUACCAUGCGUAUUAAAUGCAACGAAUCCGAGGCACUUC
Annulohypoxylon truncatum is the source of this 1544-nucleotide messenger RNA. Its product is annotated as Gtr1/RagA G protein conserved region-domain-containing protein. Gene Ontology annotation, molecular function: GTP binding; GTPase activity. Bases 388 to 1452 code for a protein of 354 amino acids. Gene Ontology annotation, biological process: regulation of autophagy; cellular response to amino acid stimulus; cellular response to starvation. Gene Ontology annotation, cellular component: nucleus; Gtr1-Gtr2 GTPase complex; fungal-type vacuole membrane. The record is from RefSeq and is a predicted model, not a curated record. Lineage: Eukaryota; Fungi; Ascomycota; Sordariomycetes; Xylariales; Hypoxylaceae. The transcript has 3 exons.